Molecule: messenger RNA, 1444 nt
Organism: Spirodela intermedia
Lineage: Eukaryota; Viridiplantae; Streptophyta; Magnoliopsida; Alismatales; Araceae
Source: the annotation of a GenBank genome assembly
AUGUCUACGUGCAGCCCCUUUUUUGAUCUCUCGGAGCAGCUCUGCUACGUGCAUUGCGGCUUCUGCACAACCAUUCUACUGGUAAAUAUUCAUCAUCCGCCAUUGAAUCUACUCUCAGGGUUUUUUAUUUCCUUCUAAGAACCAUCCUCCUCAUCUCCUCUCCCAAACCCCAUUCCUAUGGAACGCAGGUGAGUGUCCCAUGCAGCAGCCUCUCGAAGGUGGUAACGGUCAGAUGUGGCCACUGCCAGGGACUUCUCUCCGUUGACAUGAGUAGAGUUCCUCUCGUUCCUUGGCAGCUUCUAUCGUCUCUUGGAGUGGACGAGGUAUCUGAUCAUUAAAGGCUCAUUUUAUACAUUGUAAAUGGUCUCGUACGAUCGUUCUUUCUCGCCAUCAUGUCAUGGCAAAAGUUUGCCCAUUUCGAUCUGUUUUCCCAGAUUCGGCCGUAACCCGCGGUUUCUUUCAGGCCAGACCGCCUUCUAACCUGAUAUUACUAGGCUGCUGAUACGAAGUCCUAGAGGUCUUGAUAUUACUAGGGUUUACGAGAAACCUCCCUCAAGUCGUUUUCUUCCUAUCUCUACUGAUACGAAGUCUUCGCCUUCACCUCGUGGGUCUGGAAGAAAAAAUCUUGACCAUCUCUAACAGCUCUCCAUGCAGACGAAGAGGGAACUCACACCCCACAUCCCUGUCGAUCAUGGUGAUGGCGAACCAGUGGUAGAUGAGGAAGAAGAGCAAGAAGAAGAAGAAGAAGAAGAACAAGAGGCAGAUGUGCCCAUGAACACAGUCGUCAAUAAGCGUAAGUUCUUCUUCAUGGUGAGAGAAAGGCCAAAUGAACUGUGUCCGAAGCUUCAUGCCUCGGUUUUAAUGUCUUCCUCAGCUCCCGAGAAGAGACAACGAGCUCCGUCGGCGUAUAACUGCUUCAUCAAGUACAGAAGCUCCCUAAUUAGGCCAUUAUUUCCAAUAUGUUUUCCUUUCAUAAAAUUAUCCAGUAAACUCAAAAUUGAUGAUAUGUAUGCAGGGAGGAGAUAAAGAGGAUAAAAGGGAGAGAUCCCAGCAUCACCCACAAGGAAGCAUUCAGCACUGCUGCCAAAAACGUAAUGACCGUUGUGUGUGUGUGUGUGUGUGUGUGUGUGUGUGUGUGUGUGUGAGAGAGAGAGAGAGAGAGAGAGAGAGAGAGAGAGAGAGAGAGAGAGAGAGAGAGAGAGGGAGAGAAUUUUGGGAAAGGAAGCUAUCUAAUAAAGUGACCAAGAUUCAAGCAUUGACUGGUCCUCCUUGUCAUCUUCAGUGGGCCCACUUCCCUCGGAUUCAGCAGAAAGGUGAAGGCGAGAGUUGCAGCUUAGGGCUCGAGAAGCUGGCGGGGGAGACUGCUGGUGCUGAUGAGGUAAUGGUGGCGCUGCCGUGGGCUUGGAGCCUUCCUUUCUCCCCAUGGGUUUUCCAUUCCGGGUAA